AUGGUAGGAGAUACAGUCGAAGAACGUGAUUUUGAAGAACAAUUGACCAUGCAGGAAUCGACUGUGAUUGAUCACAACCAUCCUCUAUACUUGCAUCCUUCUGAUGGACCGAAUUCGUUAUCGUUUGAAUUUCAGUUGAUCGGAAUGGAAAACUACACACUUUGGAGUCAAGCUAUGAAAGUUUCGUUGCUAACACGAAACAAGCUAGGUUUUGUGGACGGUUUGAUCGCCAAAGAUACCUUUGGAACGAGUGCUCGGUCAAUAAGGGAAGAUCUUCGUGAGAGGUUUGAUAAAGUGAAUUCUUCACGAAUGUAUUAUCUUCAUAAAGAAAUUUUUACCCUAACUCAGGGAACAUCAUCAGUAUCGGCGUAUUAUUCAAAGUUGAAGGAUUUAUGGGAUGAAUAUGACUCAAUUAUUCCAGCUCCUCCUUGUGACUGUGAAAAAUCAAAAAAACAUCUUGCGCAUCUACAGUAUCAACGUCUUUGGCAGUUUUUGAUAGGCUUGAAUGAUGGUUAUAGUCAAGCUCGAAGCCAAAUAUUAAUGAAGAGUAAAGCACCUUCUAUGAAUCAGGCCUAUGCCAUGAUUUUGCAAGAUAAAAGCCAAAGAAUUAUUGCUGGUAGUCAUACUGUUCCUAUUGAGUCUAUGGAACCAACAACCUUGUUCACUUCGUGGAAUAACACUCAGAAGCAACGAAGAAACUAUAAUGUCGAAUGUGAUUUUUAUCACAUGAAGGGCCACACUAGAGAAGGUUGCUACAAACUUAGGAAGUGUGACUAUUGUAACAUGAAAGGUCAUCUCAAGGAGAAUUGCUAUAAGAUCAUAGGUUAUCCGGCUGAUUUUAAAUCAAAGAAGAAAGGGGCUUCCAUCAGUGGUCACUUGGCUAAGACAGAAGUACAGUCAGUACAACAACCAACAAUGCCACAACCUCAUGUGGUUACACCUGAUCAGUAUAAUAAGAUUUUGCAAAAGAUAAACAACAAGAAGUCAUUUUUUUCAGAAUCUAGUGCUCAUAUGGCAGGUACAUCUUUUCCUAGUGUACAUAUGGCAGGUACUUCCUAUUAUAUUCCUACAAAGGAAUCUAGUUGGAUAAUGGAUACUGGUGCUACUAAUCACAUGAUUAGCAAUAACCAAUUGUUGUUAAAUGGUAUUGAAAUAGGAAGUUCAGGACAGGUUCAAAUGCCAACUGGAGAGACUGCUAGAAUUACUCAUGUUAGGGAUUGUGAUAUGCCUGGAGGUGAACUACUUAAGGAUGUAUUAUGUGUGCCCAAUUUUAAAUUCAAUCUUCUGUCAGUUUCAAAAGUGACAAAGGAUUUGAAUUGUUGUGCAGUAUUUUAUCCAGACUUCUUUGUAUUUCAGGAGCUCUUCAGUGGGAGGCUGAAGGCGAUUGGUAGAGAAAAUGAUGGGCUAUAUGUGUUGAAGACAAGGUCCAGGAAUGAUUUUCACACUCAUAGCAAAUCUAUGGCAGUACAAAAUAUUACAGACUCAGAGAUUUGGCAUAAACGACUAGGCCAUGUUCCUAUGAUCGACUUGGACUUUUUGAUGAGAGUUAAAUCAGAUGUUUCUUGUUUGUUAAAAUCAUUCAUUGUCAUGGUUCUGAAUCAGUUUGGAAAGCAUAUCAAAAUGGUUAGGUAUGAUAAUGGUGCAGAGUUCUUUAACUUACUUGUGGAUAUCUAUUCAAUACCUAUGGGAUUAUACACCAAAGGUCAUGUCCAUACACACCUCAGCAAAAUGGAGUGGUCGAACGAAAGCACAGACAUAUCCUUGAGACAGCUAGGGCCAUCAAGUUCCAAGAAGCUAAGAGUAAUAGGAUGCUUAGGUUAUGCCUCCACUCUAUCCAAGCAAGAUAAGUUCAGUCCCAGGGCUAUUAAGUCAGUCCUACUUGGCUAUGGUGUUUUUCAAAAGGGCUAUAAACUCUAUGAUCUUGAGACACACAAGGCAGUUGAUACUUGCCAAUUAUCUACAGAUGAUGUCACUAUUCAUGUCCAUCCUGAUCCAGUUGCUCCAAAUUCACAUGAUGAGGCUGGUCAUCCUGCUCCAGUUUCUCCAACUUCAUAUGAUGAGGCUAGUCAGCCAUCCACAGAAGCCACACAGCCUCUUCAUUCCUCUAAUAACGAGGCAACACUUCCUGAUUCAGUUCCUACUUCACAAUCAUCUUCACAAGAGGUUGUACCAGCACCACCUACAGAACUUCGCAAAUCUAACAGAACUUCCAAGCCUCCUAUAUGGAUGAAAGAUUUUGUUAUCCCUGACAAAUUUUCAGCAGAAGUUGAACCCACAACUUAUGCUCAAGCAGCUAAGGAUCCUCGCUGGGUUGAGGCUAUGCAACUUGAAAUCAAGGCUUUAGAGGAUAAUAACACCUCGAAAGUGGUUCCUUUACCAGAAGGCAGAAAGGCCAUCGGAUGCAAGUGGGUAUAUAAAAUCAAAUACAAGGCUACUGGGGAAGUUGAAAGAUUCAAGGCUCGAUUAGUAGCUAAAGGUUACAGCCUGCAUGAGGGUCUUGAUUAUGAAGAGACAUUAUCCCUUGUCGUUAAAAUGGUGACUGUACGAGCUGUUAUUUCUAUAGCUGCUAUCAAGCAUUGGAAUAUCCAUUAA
Molecule: messenger RNA, 2592 nt
Organism: Nicotiana tabacum (common tobacco)
Lineage: Eukaryota; Viridiplantae; Streptophyta; Magnoliopsida; Solanales; Solanaceae
Source: RefSeq, a predicted model, not a curated record